GCAAGAAUGUGAUAGAGCCUCGACGGCCGCCAUUUUAUUUCUUUCUUAGCUGUUAGCUGAGAGCAGUUCUCUGUGGAAAAACGGCAGUGGCUACUGUAGUGUAGCCAUGGCAGACUAUUCAACAGUGCCUCCACCCUCUUCUGGCUCAGCUGGUGGUGGUGGUGGCGGCGGUGGUGGUGGAGGAGUAAACGAUGCUUUCAAAGAUGCGCUGCAGAGAGCCCGGCAGAUUGCAGCAAAAAUUGGAGGUGAUGCUGGGACAUCACUGAAUUCAAAUGACUAUGGUUACGGGGGACAAAAAAGACCUUUAGAAGAUGGAGAUCAACCAGAUGCUAAGAAAGUUGCUCCUCAAAAUGACUCCUUUGGAACACAGUUACCACCAAUGCAUCAGCAGCAAAGCAGGUCUGUAAUGACAGAAGAAUACAAAGUUCCAGAUGGAAUGGUUGGCUUUAUAAUUGGCAGAGGAGGUGAACAGAUCUCACGCAUACAACAGGAAUCUGGAUGCAAAAUACAGAUAGCUCCUGACAGUGGUGGCCUUCCAGAAAGGUCCUGUAUGUUAACUGGAACACCUGAAUCUGUCCAAUCAGCAAAACGGUUACUGGACCAGAUUGUUGAAAAAGGAAGACCAGCUCCUGGCUUCCAUCAUGGUGAUGGACCAGGAAACGCAGUUCAAGAAAUCAUGAUUCCAGCUAGCAAGGCAGGAUUAGUUAUUGGAAAGGGGGGAGAGACUAUUAAACAACUUCAGGAGCGGGCUGGAGUUAAAAUGGUUAUGAUUCAAGAUGGACCUCAGAACACUGGCGCUGAUAAACCUCUUAGGAUUACAGGAGACCCAUAUAAAGUUCAACAAGCCAAGGAAAUGGUGUUAGAGUUAAUUCGUGAUCAAGGUGGUUUCAGAGAAGUUCGAAAUGAGUAUGGGUCAAGAAUAGGAGGAAAUGAAGGGAUAGAUGUUCCCAUUCCAAGAUUUGCUGUUGGUAUUGUAAUAGGAAGAAACGGAGAAAUGAUAAAAAAAAUACAAAAUGAUGCUGGUGUUCGAAUUCAGUUUAAGCCAGAUGAUGGAACAACACCUGAUAGAAUAGCACAAAUAACAGGACCUCCAGACCGUUGCCAACAUGCUGCAGAAAUUAUUACAGACCUUCUUCGAAGUGUUCAGGCUGGUAAUCCCGGUGGACCUGGACCUGGUGGUCGAGGAAGAGGUAGAGGUCAAGGCAACUGGAACAUGGGACCACCUGGUGGACUACAGGAAUUUAAUUUCAUUGUGCCAACUGGGAAAACUGGAUUAAUAAUAGGAAAAGGAGGUGAAACCAUAAAAAGCAUAAGCCAACAGUCUGGUGCAAGAAUAGAACUUCAGAGAAAUCCUCCACCUAAUGCAGAUCCUAAUAUGAAGUUAUUUACAAUUCGUGGCACUCCACAGCAAAUAGACUAUGCUCGGCAACUUAUAGAAGAAAAGAUUGGUGGCCCAGUAAAUCCUUUAGGGCCACCUGUACCCCAUGGGCCCCAUGGGGUCCCAGGCCCCCAUGGGCCUCCUGGGCCUCCAGGGCCUGGAACUCCAAUGGGACCAUACAACCCUGCACCUUAUAAUCCAGGACCACCUGGCCCGGCUCCUCAUGGUCCUCCAGCCCCAUAUGCUCCCCAGGGGUGGGGAAAUGCAUAUCCACACUGGCAGCAGCAGGCUCCUCCUGAUCCAGCUAAAGCAGGAACGGAUCCAAAUUCAGCAGCUUGGGCUGCUUACUAUGCUCACUAUUAUCAACAGCAAGCACAGCCACCACCUGCAGCUCCUGCAGGUGCACCAACUACAACUCAAACUAAUGGACAAGGAGAUCAGCAGAAUCCAGCUCCAGCUGGACAGGUUGAUUAUACCAAGGCUUGGGAAGAGUACUACAAGAAAAUGGGUCAAGCAGUUCCUGCUCCUACUGGGGCUCCACCAGGUGGUCAGCCAGAUUAUAGUGCAGCCUGGGCUGAGUACUAUAGACAACAAGCAGCCUACUAUGCCCAGACAAGUCCCCAGGGAAUGCCACAGCAUCCUCCAGCACCUCAGGGCCAAUAAUAAGAAGUGGACAAUACAGUAUUUGCUUCAUUGUGUGGGGGAAAAAAACCUUUGUUAAAUAUAUGGAUGCAGACGACUUGAUGAAGAUCUUAAUUUUGUUUUUGGUUUAAAAUAGUGUUUUUUGGUUUUUUUUUUUUUUUGAAAAUGUACAAAAUAUCUAUCACUACUGAUAGGAGGUUAAUAUUUCUGUGUAGAAAUGAAAAUUGGUUUGUUUUUAGUAUUUAGUGUAGAUGUACACAUUCCAGCAAAUGUAUUUGCAACUAUUAUGUGGUCGAUGCUUUGUGAUAUAAAUGUACUUUUUCAAUGUAUACUUUCACUUUUAAAAUGCCUGUUUUGUGCUUUACAAUAAAUGAUAUGAAACCUCC
Propithecus coquereli (Coquerel's sifaka) is the source of this 2406-nucleotide messenger RNA. It is a transcript of the gene FUBP1, whose product is annotated as far upstream element (FUSE) binding protein 1. The record is from RefSeq and is a predicted model, not a curated record. Gene Ontology annotation, cellular component: nucleus; cytoplasm. Gene Ontology annotation, biological process: regulation of DNA-templated transcription. The transcript is spliced from 20 exons. The coding region runs from base 107 to 2041 and encodes 644 amino acids. Lineage: Eukaryota; Metazoa; Chordata; Mammalia; Primates; Indriidae. Gene Ontology annotation, molecular function: mRNA binding.